GAACUUGUCUUCCUACAUAUUGAGGGCAGAUUUAUUGUAUCAAACACAACAUAGAUAAUAAAAUUCCUUUCUCUCCUUUUGCAUUACACGCACGAUCUCACAUGGUAUCAGAGCAGAAUUAGCGCCAUGACUGAGAUACCCACGCCGGAAAAGCCACCCAAGAUGACGGCUGAUGAAGACGACGUGAAGGUAGUGAAACCAAGUCCAUAUGAUCUGAAAUCCGUGGACACCCCAGGCUUGCUGAUUACGCAGGUUAUCCGGAGUGGUGGGCAGAUAGACCUCGCAUGCAGGGAAGCGGCCGUGGAGGCAGUCGCGGUGGUGGCGUACAACCGGGCAGACGUGGCGGCAGAGGUGGCGUCACUGCCGGACGUGGCACUGGAAGCCGAGCAGCAGACCGAACGGACCAGACAAGAGAUAAACCAGCCGAGGGAACCUUCGCGGGUGGUUCGAAGCUAGUUCUACAAUGCUGGACUUAAUCUUAAAUAAAACUUUAUCAAAACCAGAAGCAAACCUUCAACAAUAAUCUUGACAAUUCAAAAGAAACACCUUCAAUUUGGGGACUAAAAACAGAAAACAAAAAGGAAAAAACUAAUUGUACCAAAGUUCAACAAAAAACUACAAAAAAUGAACACAAAAAAAAGAACAGUGGGGGUUUCGGAUGCAAGAUCCGAACCCCCUAGGGUUAUUACCCUUUGGUUUUAGCUCUGAUUUUCUUCUUGAUUGGUGGUGGUGAAGUUCUUCGCAGCCCUCCCUCAAUUUAUAGGUGCUCUUCGUCUCUUUCGUCUUCGAUUAGGACUUCCUUGUGCGCUGCAAUUCUUGCUGCGGAUUCUCCGGCUCCAGCUAUGCUUGAAGAG
Messenger RNA from Cuscuta campestris, 854 nucleotides. Lineage: Eukaryota; Viridiplantae; Streptophyta; Magnoliopsida; Solanales; Convolvulaceae. The record is from the annotation of a GenBank genome assembly.